CUUUCUAACUUCCUAUCUCAUUCCAUAUUCUCUCAUACAUUCAUUCCCUAAGAACUCAUCAGAAUUCAUAAAGAACAUAUAUCAAGAAAUGGAAAGCUAUAUUGAAACAGAUUUGAUUGUUAAUCACAAGGAUACAGAAUUAAGGUUGGGAUUACCGGGUAAUGAUGAUGAACAUUCAUGCAAUAUUGGAUCUAUUGUUAGAAGCAACAAGAGAUCUUUUUCACCAGAAACAAGUGUCGAAGAGUCUUCCAUUUGCAAUGCUUCUAGUUCCUCAACCACAAGUGAUCAUGACCAAAGCAGUGUUCAACCUUCAAAGGUGCAAGUAGUUGGAUGGCCACCAAUUAGAUCGUUUAGGAAGAACAGUUUACAACAAAAGAAAGUGGAAGAAGGAUGUGGAAAGUACGUGAAAGUCAGCAUGGCUGGUGCACCUUACUUGAGAAAGAUAGAUCUCAAUGUUUACAAAAGCUAUUCAGAACUUCUCAUAGCUUUGGAAAAUUUGUUCAAGUGCACAUUGGGUGAAUAUUCAGAAAGAGAAGGGUACAAUGGAUCUGAGCAUGCACCUACUUAUGAGGAUAAGGAUGGUGAUUGGAUGUUGGUUGGAGAUGUUCCAUGGAACAUGUUCAUAUCCUCUUGCAAGAGGUUGAAGAUAGUGAAAGGAUCAGAGUCAAAGGGGUUGGCAUGUUUAUGAUCAUUUAAAAUUAACAAAAGCAAAAACCAUGGAUGCAUAUUCUAUGCAUGAAGCCUAUGAAGUUCAAGAUACAAAACGGAUGGUCCAAUCGAUUUGAAUGCAGAUGGUUUAUUUUAACGUCUUAAACAUAUGAUCUUGAUCCAACUGCCAACAAUACACUAAUAUUGUGAAUAACAUAGCUGCCAAGAAUUGGAAUUUGAGUUCUUUAGAGGUGGCUUUUGGGCCUGAUUUCUUAAUAUAAGCCUUUUAUUAGAAACUUCUAAAGCAAAUGCUAUUUUGAUUGUAUACAUGAUAUGAUAUGUACAAUAAAACUUUAUUACAAGUAUCUUUUUGGAGUAAUAACUAGACUUAGUUGGCUGAUUCUAUUUGGCCGUUUGAAGGUAGUUAGAAGUGGUUGAGUUAGUUAGGAGUUUGUUAGAACUCAACCAUCUUCGAACUCCUCUAUAUAUUACAAACCAUACCUUUGUAAUCAUUGAUUUUUUUUAUCAAUAAAAUCAAGAUGAAUUAGAGAUUAAUGAUA
Messenger RNA from Lathyrus oleraceus (garden pea), 1208 nucleotides. Its product is annotated as auxin-induced protein 22E. Gene Ontology annotation, cellular component: nucleus. The transcript has 4 exons. Bases 89 to 688 code for a protein of 199 amino acids. The record is from RefSeq and is a predicted model, not a curated record. Gene Ontology annotation, biological process: regulation of DNA-templated transcription. Lineage: Eukaryota; Viridiplantae; Streptophyta; Magnoliopsida; Fabales; Fabaceae.